AUGGGUGUGUGGCGGCGCUGUGACGGCUGUAUUGAGGGUCGGCAUGGGUUUGUGGUGGCGGUGACAACAGUGGAGAGUGUGGGCACGGGGAUAGUGCGCGACGACACGGGCUAUGUGACCUUCCCCGUGCGCUACCAGUGUGUCGUGUUCCGGCCGUUCAAAGGGGAGAUUCUGGAGGGGGUGGUCACCACCGUCAACAAGAUGGGCUUCUUUGCUGAAGCAGGCCCCGUGCAGAUAUUUGUGUCCAACCAUCUCAUUCCUGACGACAUGUCCUUCACACCUGGCGACAUCAACAGCUACCAGACAGAAGACGGCACGGUGAAAAUCCAGGCGGACAGUGAGGUGCGGCUGAAGAUAGUGGGCACGCGGGUGGACGCCACAGAAAUU
This is a messenger RNA of Closterium sp. NIES-65, 387 nucleotides long. The record is from the annotation of a GenBank genome assembly. NCBI's taxonomy places the organism in Eukaryota, Viridiplantae, Streptophyta, Zygnematophyceae, Desmidiales, Closteriaceae.